CGCAGCCAGUCCAUGACACAGCGCCGCUGCUGCGCCGCACUCAGCUCAGGCUCAGACAGCUGAUCACCGCAGAACACAAUGACCGUGACUGCCCCUCGGUGGGCCCUGCUGGGGUUCGUCCUCGUCUCCCUCUCGCUCGUUGCUGGAGACUUUGUCAGGGUUCCUCUGUAUCGUGUACAGUCAGCAAGGCGACAGCUUCAAGAAGUAGGCACUGCAGUUCAGCAAUUGCGCCUGCGCUAUGGGGGACCUACUCCUGAGCCGCUUUCUAACUACCUGGAUGCUCAGUACUAUGGCCCAAUUAGCAUUGGAAACCCACCUCAGAACUUUAAGGUAGUCUUUGACACAGGUUCAUCAAACCUUUGGGUUCCUUCCAAGAAAUGCCAUUAUACUAGCAUUGCCUGCUUGUUGCACAACAAGUAUGACAGUACCCACUCCAGUACCUAUGCCUCAAAUGGCACCAAAUUUGAAAUUAGGUAUGGGUCUGGCAGCCUCUCAGGAUAUCUCUCAACUGAUGUGGUUACGGUUGGUGGUCUGGCAGUCAAAAAGCAAACCUUUGCUGAAGCAAUUAGCGAGCCAGGAUUGGCUUUUGUUGCAGCCAAGUUUGAUGGAAUUUUGGGCAUGGCAUACAAGUCCAUUGCAGUUGAUGGUGUUUUACCUGUAUUUGAUAACAUGGUUCAGCAGGGACUGGUUGCUGCUCCCAUUUUUUCAUUCUACCUAAAUAGAGACCCAGCAGCUCCUCAGGGUGGUGAGAUCAUCUUGGGAGGUUCAGACCCGAACCACUACAAGGGAAACUUCACGUACAUUAAUGUUGACAAGCAAACCUACUGGCAGUUCAAAAUGGAUCAAGUAAAGGUUGGUGGCGGCAAGUAUACUUUCUGCCAGCAGGGCUGCCAGGCCAUAGCUGACACUGGAACUUCCCUCAUUGCUGGACCUGUUCAGGAGGUCACAAAGCUGAAUCAGGCCCUCGGGGGCACUCCUAUAAUGGGUGGGGAGUACAUGAUUGAUUGCAACAACAUUCCUAAUCUUCCUAAAUUAGACUUUGUUCUUGGAGGGAAGUCCUUUUCAUUGGAAGGAAAAGACUAUGUACUACGUAUUGCACAAAUGGGCAAGACUAUUUGCCUGUCUGGCUUUAUGGGCAUUGAUAUUCCAGCUCCUCUGGGUCCUUUGUGGAUUCUUGGUGAUGUGUUCAUUGGCAAGUUCUACACUGAGUUCGACAUGCAGAAUAACCGAGUUGGAUUUGCUGACGCAGCUUAAGUUUUAUAUGUAGUAUUGUAUUCAAUUUUUUUUAUGCAGUGGUGAUAAGCAGACACCAAAGUGAAAUAAAUUACAUUUUCUAAA
Molecule: messenger RNA, 1338 nt
Organism: Frankliniella occidentalis (western flower thrips)
Lineage: Eukaryota; Metazoa; Arthropoda; Insecta; Thysanoptera; Thripidae
Product: lysosomal aspartic protease
Exons: 9
Coding region: 79-1254 (391 amino acids)
Biological process (GO): proteolysis; cell death
Cellular component (GO): lysosome
Molecular function (GO): aspartic-type endopeptidase activity
Source: RefSeq, a predicted model, not a curated record